GAUGCCCGAGGAACAAGCAUUUUGCGUUCUUGUUCAGAUGAUGCGAAAUUACGGUUUACGAGAUAUUUAUAAGGCCGGCUUCGAGGCUUUACAUACAAAAUUCUAUCAGUUGGAACGUCUCGUACAGGAUAAAUUAUCCGAUUUAUAUAAGCACUUGAAGGAUUUGGGUAUAGAAACCCAUAUGUAUGCCUCGCAAUGGUUCUUAACUCUAUUCUCCGCUAAAUUCCCAUUGCAUAUGGUUUUCUACGUUAUUGAUCUUAUUUUGUGUGACGGUUUAAACAUGGUGUUCAACAUAGCUCUAGCACUACUCAAACAUUCCCGAAAAGAUUUGUUAGCGCUGGAUUUCGAGGGCGUCCUCAAAUAUUUUCGAGUGAAUUUACCUAAGAACUUCCGAGUGGAAAAGAACGCUGAAUCGCUAAUGCAUUUAGCCGUAUCAUCCAAAGUUAGCUCUCGAAAAUUAAGGAAAUACGAAGAAGAGUAUCGAAGAAUGAAAGAAUUCGAAAGACAAACAGAAAACCCGAUAGAUAGAUUAGAACGGGAAGUUCAUCAAUUGAAUACUGAAAUCUUUCGGUUAGAGAAUGAAAAUGAUUUGUUGGCCCAAGAGUUGGUUACAAAUAAGAUCUCCUUAAGACGGGAUUUAGACGACGCGGAAGGUCAUUGCGAAGAUUUGAUGACACAAGUUGAAACCACUACUAAAAAUUUAUUCGAGGCAAGAGAAGAGAAGGAAAGAUUAGCUUCGGAAUUGAAACAAUUGAAAGAAAUGUUUCGCAAGGAAGCGGAAAAGUCAUCAUUGGAGCAAAAAAGGAACGCUGUUAUAAUAACUGAAUAUAAGCAGAUCAUUUCGAACAUGAGUAAGAAGCAAAAUUCGUACGAGGAGGACAUUAAUAAAUUACAGUCUCAAAUUUCCCGUUGCGAAUCCUGUUCAAAAGUUGAAGCUUCCGAAGAGAAUGACGAGAAACCAACAACCGGGACGAGAGAAUUGGAAUUAGAAUUGGCCCAAACUAAACUUGCUUUGGUCGAGUCUGAAUGCCGAACGCAGGAUUUAACGCAUCAAUUGAAUAAUGCACUUGCUGAAUUGGAGGCCACCUCAAAGAAUUCUUGGCUUCAAAAGACGUUGACGUCAAUUAAAGACGUCACCGGACAACGUAAAGAAGAAAAGACUUCUUAA
Molecule: messenger RNA, 1168 nt
Organism: Dimorphilus gyrociliatus
Lineage: Eukaryota; Metazoa; Annelida; Polychaeta; Dinophilidae
Source: the annotation of a GenBank genome assembly